AGAAGAGGAUCUUCAUCUCAUUUUUCUUGUUUGCUGACUGCAUGAUGUUCGGUCUGAGUUUGUGUUGGCAUGAAGCGAAAUGCGUCAGUCCUUACGGAGGACAGACGCUGGGCGAUGAAUUGACCGUUCCCGACGAGGGUUGAGGGUAUCGUACCGGAUAUCUUUCGGAUUUCGACGUCCGCUUUCUCAGCGAUCGAGUCAACAGCCCAACCAUCAUCAUCCUCACGAUGCGAGUGAAGAGUUUGUUGUUGGUACUGUCAAGAAAGCCAGACAAACUUUGGCACUGCACCAUUCACAGAACGAUCUGUUGCCAGCUGAAAUUGCCCUGGACGACAUUGUCGGUAUAGUACGCAUUCGAAGCCCUGAACUACUCUGCCUGUCACUCGUCUCUUGAGAGUAGCUCGCAUAUAUAGCUACCGUACAGAAUCGAAUCCAAGCAAAGAAAGCCACCAUCUAACUAUUAUAAACACACGGAAGCAAUCAACCAUGUCCACUCCGGUAUUUGAUGAGCCCACCACUACCAAGUCUUCUUCGGUUGCGACAACGGCUGAUUCGGACCUUACCACACGAAUGCAGCACAUGAUUGACUUGCAGAAUGAAGAGCAGCAUUUAUCCCAACAUGAACAUAUCAAAGAAAUUGAUCAGUUCUAUUCCUCUGGUUCUUCCCGAGGAGAGCCACCCGAGACUACCACGAUGCCCAUUGCUUCUGCCCAGCCAAAAUCUUCCAUGGGAGCCAAAUCCCUUUCUAGAUCUGUCGGUCUGUCCAGUCUCCACAAUCUGCAUCAAGACAACAACCACAACAACAACAUUGAAAGUAUCACUCCCGAAGUCUUUGGGGACGGAGUGGGCAGAGGCACUCUCUUGUUCAAUACUGAAACCUUGGGAUCGACAACAACUGCCGAAGAUCAAAGUCUACUGGCAACCAUGAUGCCACAAACACAAAAUAAUGCUACCUACGGUACUGCAUUGCCCGAGAAUCCUCAUUAUCAUCCUCCAGUGCCCAACCACCAUGAUCAGUAUGAGUUUACGGAUAACAUGCAUUACCAAAAACAACAACAAGAACAACAAUCUUCAUUCUGCAACCUCAUUGGCUAUUUCUGUUCUUGUGUGUGGACACUGCUAUACAUGUGUCUUUGUUGCUGUUCCACAGAUGCCAUUGAAGAACAAGCUUUGCACCGUUCGUUUUGUUACGGAGCCAUUGAUGGGAUGCUCACGGGCAGUGGCAUUGUCGCGGCAUUUUCCGGCAUGUCGGUUCUGGCGCCCACGUCGACACUCUCCAUACGAUUGUUCGUCAUGGCAUUCUCCGCGGCGGCUUGUUUUGCCGAUUCGCUCUGCAUGGCAUUGGGACAUGUCUGGACAACCCAUGUACUGGUAUCGGCAUCGGCACGAGAACGCACCCAACAACGAGUCACCAUUGAAAAGAAUAGACCCGAUGCCAAGGGAAAACUCGUCGAUAUGUUGUUGGAACGAGGCAUGUUGAAAAUCGAUGCCAUGAGCUUUGCGGAUACAUUAGAAGGAUACCCCGACAUGUUUGUGAGCGUUUUAGUGGGUGAUGCAUUGAUCCCGGCUGCAGCAGCAGGCACAGACUCGAAUGGGAUGGACCGGAACAAUCGAUCUUGGAGUGGUGGGAGUGCUGCUGGAACGCCUCGAAGUUGGAGUGGGCAUUAUGACGAAAAUGCCCGUUCACAAGAUGCCCUGUCAUCGUCCGUGAAUCAAAAUAAUGGCAGCUUUCUCUCUUGGAAGUUCCCAUCUUAUGGGCAACGGAUCAAUGAACUAGAUGAAGAGAUUGAUCCGGAGGCUGCCUUUGUCGGUUCGGCCAUGACAGAAAGCAGGCGCGAAGGUCUCUUCAUGAUGAUGGGAUUCUCACUGUUUGCCGUCGUCCCCAGUCUGAUUUAUUUGAUUGUACCAAUGGUGAUUGCACCUCCUUCCUCAUCAUCAUCAUCGUCAAGCGCCACACAUGACAAUGGAGGCGCCACCUCGGCAACCUCUGUGGUGGUUACUACAGCUGCUGCCGUCAUGUGGUGUCUUGGAGUGUGGAAAAGUCGGUUUCUGGACUCCAACUGGGUGCUGUUUGGAAUUGAGACCGUUGUGGUGCUGUUGGUAUGUAUCGGUGCUGCGUAUGGAUUGGGAGCCUUGCUCAGUGUUUGCUUCCCCGGUCUCGCCGUGACCAUUUCCAGCACCUCCGAAUUGGACAGCAGCACAUCCGAGUUGUGAAGAAAACGCGACAAUUCACUCCACAGAUCAUCUCGACGGACAGACCCAGCUAGUUCCAUACCUAAAGCAGCCGCCACGCCAAAAGCAGAAUCGAAUCUUCCAUGAACGUACCACAGCCCAACAUCAAAACGGCUAGCUGGCAACGCUAGGCGCGCCUUGUAAUUAUAGCACACCACGGCUCGCAACUUGGUGGAAACUACUUCCUCUAUUUUAUGCCAGCUCCCUCGACGGGAAGGCAUUGGGCUUUGCUGCGUUCGCUUCUACGUGGGGAAACUAAGCGGGCUUGUUGUCCCUUCUCUUUCGUUCCUUCAUGCUCUAAACAAAGCGCUCGAACUGCACACCAUCUAGCAUACCUCCCCGCAGCGUUCGCGUUACCAAUCGGCCAAAUCCGCUGGCAUCCUUUCGAAACAAUUCUGCGGCUUCCUUAUUGAGAGGAUCAUCAGGAUUUGGCUCGUAAAAGAGAUAAAGGAGACCAUAAAUGACAGCGUUGAUGUCGAGCACAGGUUUCCAAUCUUGUCGGAGAACUGCCAAGACGGCACAAAAAGCAACUGACAAUUUUCUGGUCAUUGUUCCGACGGGAAUAAAAUGGCUCGUCAGCAACUUGGUGUGUAUCAAAAAAGCUGAACUGACACUCGACGUACCGUUUGGCACUCCACCUUGGGAGGAGAGUGGGGGUAAUGAGGCGGAAUUGUAAGGGUAAAGUGGUAAGUGGCUCCAGUCCAGUAGCCAGUAUCAGGGCUAACAGAGACCGCGAACGUCGUCAGAUCGUUUGGGUUGGGGAAGGAUAUGUUCGCUACAUCGCCUCCAUCCAACUCAGCAAUAUCUGGAGAUGCAAUAUGCACAAAAGAAAAGACGCAAAGGUAUCAGCAUUGGACGAAUGUGUUUGUGUCCCGAGAGAAACACUCCAAGACAUUCCCGUACCUUUCUGGAUGCGGAUCUCCCCGGGCGUUCGCUUCUUUGCUGUCUUCCCCUCUCCGUUCUUCGAUUUCUUCUCACCGCCAAUGCCAAACAAGGACACCACGCGGGGGUCGCUGACAUCGCCCUUGGCUGCAAUCGUUUCUGGUUCUUCUCUCCUGCCUGCUGCUGCGGCUUUUGCUGCGGUCGCAGCCUCUCGUUUCUUCUUCAAUGCCAACAUGGUGUUUAUCGACUUUUGUUGGUUUUUGCCGUAUGCUAUCUUUGCUUUAUGAGGUGGUACGGAGAGGGGCAGUCCUCAACGAGGUGGCUGGAGCCGUGCCCGGACCUCAGUCCCGCUUGAAACGUGGAUGCAACGAAGCGAGGGAGCUGUCCACAGUUCGUAAAUAGUGAAAGACGGAGGCACCAAGCCUGGUUGCUGGGGCAAAUCAUAGUCGCAGCUUUCAACGUACUGGUAACAAUAGCAGCAUACCGGUAGCGUUUGUCAUUGGCAUGCCGGUCAAGAACGGCAACGCCACCCACUCGACUCGAUCGAAUCAUUCGAGGAAAGGGGGCAGGUUCACAGUGAACGAGGGGCAGUUUGCAAAGCUACCGGUGCUGACUGCUUGAAUGCCAACGCUAGUUCGUGUUCCCCUCUAGCUAGACUUGAAGAUAAACCAUCGAAAACCAGCUUUUGGCCGCAUAAAAGCU
Seminavis robusta is the source of this 3816-nucleotide messenger RNA. NCBI's taxonomy places the organism in Eukaryota, Bacillariophyta, Bacillariophyceae, Naviculales, Naviculaceae. The record is from the annotation of a GenBank genome assembly.